Tetrahymena thermophila SB210 is the source of this 672-nucleotide messenger RNA. RefSeq names its product kinesin motor domain protein. The record is from RefSeq and is a predicted model, not a curated record. The transcript has 2 exons. Lineage: Eukaryota; Ciliophora; Oligohymenophorea; Hymenostomatida; Tetrahymenidae.
AUGAACCUUAAUCAUUAAGCAAUUAGUUAGGUAAGGCAAGAUUAGCUUGUAGGAGAAGAAAAGGUCAUUAAAAAAUUAAUAUGUAAUAUUUGCUAGUUUUUAUUAUAAAAUCCUUUAAUGUGCAAUAAGUGUAUGAAUAUAUGGUGCGAAAAAUGUUGUCAACAAAAUUUACAUCAAAGAGUUCAAAGAUGUCCUAAUUUAUGCGAAGAUGUAGAAUUUUUAAAGUCUCCACCUCUUUUAGACGAAUUGUUUAAAAUUAUUAAAAUAAAAUGCCAAUUCUACAAAAAUAAAGAAGAACCUUAAUUUAUUUGCAACAAAAUACUUGAAUAUAAUGAAUAUUCUCCUCAUUAUUAUACAUGUGAAUUUGGCUAUGAAAAAUGCGAUAUAUAGGAGUGCUCUAAACUUAUCAAAAGGAAAGAAAUUAACGAGCAUAAAAAGGAAUGUCCAAACAAAGAGUAAUUGCUUAGAAUGGUUAAAGGAGCUCAUCUCAAAACAAUAAAAUAGGGAAUUUUACUAAACCAAAUUACAGAAUUAACAGAAAGGAUUAAAAAAGAUAAUGACAAACUUUCAAUUCAGUUAUCAGAAAAAUCAUAAAAAUUAUAAUAAGUGUAAUCUUUUUAAUUAAAUUAAUGUAGGAAGUGUUUGCAUUUAUUGUAAAAAGAUAAGUAAUGA